AUAGAGAGAUUCAAUCAACCUUCAUCUACGCCACAAUGCGCUAUCUCCCAGCCCUUGCCAUUUUCCUUCAUCUAAUUUUCAUCGCCACAGCCCAGGCAGAUGUUCCCGGUGUGAAAUUAGGUCGCAGCUCUCUGUUACGAUCGUUUGCACCCGGAAGUUGUUCGGACGGCACCGGGAAAACAUCCAUCUGUACCAGCUGUUCGUCGCUGUCGGUUUGCUUCGGAGGCAACGCCAUCGUAGAAUUUGCUUGCACCGGAACGAAUCCGUUCUGCAACCCCGGAAGCGUGGAAGCGAGCUGUUCGUCGGCACCCUCGCCAGGCUGUGCGGCCGCUGGUGAUACUGCGGUCUCGAUUGUAUGUCCAGCCCUCGGUGUUCUGCCAGAUCCAUCAAACUGUAGGGUGUACCACGUUUGCCGCACCCUGCAGCAGGCGUCCGACGUGUAUCAGUGUCCGCCGGGAUACCACUUCAACCUUACCACUCAGUGGUGCCGUUCGGAUCAAACCGAUCAGUGCGUUCGAAUCAACUGCGGAACCACUAGCGGAUUUGUGUACUACGGAACAUCCAGGCAGUAUUUUGCCAUAUGUGUGGUCGCCAAUGGUGUGACUACGCCGUAUAUAAUGAAGUGUCCUGACAGGGCGACGUUUAGCGCGACCACCAACAGCUGUGUCUACCAAUGUCCCGGCCAAGGUAACUUCGCAAAUUCUAAUGACCUGGCAAGCUACUAUCAGUGCUAUAUUGUGAACGGAAACUACGUCGUGGGGUUACAAAGAUGUCCGAGUGGUACGACGUUCAAGGAAUCGUUGCAGUAUUGUUCUUAAAAGGAUAAGUGGAACAAUUUCAUACAACAACUAAAUGUAGAACUCUGUACAAAUUAAAAUAGUGUUGGACUUUGCACGUUCCAAA
Molecule: messenger RNA, 903 nt
Organism: Armigeres subalbatus
Lineage: Eukaryota; Metazoa; Arthropoda; Insecta; Diptera; Culicidae
Exons: 2
Coding region: 36-818 (260 amino acids)
Cellular component (GO): extracellular region
Molecular function (GO): chitin binding
Source: RefSeq, a predicted model, not a curated record